AUGAAUCUUCUUGGAUGGAAUGUGCGGGGGCUUAAUGACCCUGCUAAAAUAAAAGAAGUUAAACACUUCUUACAUAUUCAUAAUCCAAUGUACUAUGCUCUAUUUGAAACAAGGGUAAAGAAUCACAAAUCCAUUAACACUCAGAAGAAAUUUGGGAUUCACUGGCAAUUGGUGAGUAAUUAUGACUAUUCACCAAGGGGGAGAAUUUGUUUUGGAUGGAAACCAGGUGAAGUAGCUGUUACUGUAAUAAGCACUAAUGAACAAUGUAUUCAUCUUCAGAUCACAAGAGCAACUAAAAGCUUUCAUUUAGUUGUUGUAUAUGGGCUGCAUACCAUUAGAGAUAGGAAAGCUCUAUGGGAACAACUAUUGCAGAUUAGAAACAGUAGCCAGGGGCCUAUGAUUGUAUUUGGAGACUUUAAUGCAGUUUUAAGAGCUGAAGAUAGGUGCAAUGGUAAUGAAGUACAUGAAGCUGAAACAAUUGAUUUCAAUCAAUUUUUGCUGGAGGCCAAUCUGAUAGAGGCUCCUAAUACUGGCUUGUUCUAUUCAUGGAGCAACAAAGGUGAAGGAAGUAACAGAAUUUGGAGUAGAAUUGACAAGGCUUUCUUGAAUGAUGAAAUGUUGCAAGAAUACCCUGAAAUUCUUGUCAAUUACCUGCCUGAAGGUAUUUCUGAUCAUACACCACUAAUGAUCAGAUGUACUCAUCAUGAAGAUAAGAAAGGUAGACCUUUCAAAUUCAUGAAUUUUAUGGCCACUAAAACUGGCUUCCUCCCACUCAUCCAAGAUGUGUGGCAUCAGAAUGGCAGGGGUGGUAAAUUGAAGCAGAUCUGGAAUAAUCUUACAAGGGUUAAACAUGAAACUAAAACUCUUCACUCCAGACAUUUUGCUCAAGCUCAUAUUAAGAUGGCAAAAUGUAGAGCUAAGCUGGAUCAAGCGCAAAGAGAUCCUUCUUUGAGGCAUGAUGUUGAGAUUCAGAAGAUUGAAAAAGAGAAUAUUGAAACCCUCAGGUACUGGUCAAACAUUGAAACUAGUAUCCUACAACAAAAAUCCAGAAUUAGCUGGAUUGCUAAAGGUGAAAGAAACACCAAACUCUUUUUUACUGCUGUGAAGAUAAGGAAAGCUCAAAAUAAUAUUAACAUGCUGCAAACUGAGCAUGGAAUCACUACUAAAGCUGAAGAGAUUCAUCAUGAGCUUGUGCAGUUCUAUCAGAACCUACUUGGAAAAAGGGUUGUGUAA
This is a messenger RNA of Beta vulgaris subsp. vulgaris (sugar beet), 1233 nucleotides long. RefSeq lists its product as uncharacterized. The record is from RefSeq and is a predicted model, not a curated record. The transcript has a single exon. Bases 1 to 1233 code for a protein of 410 amino acids. Gene Ontology annotation, molecular function: catalytic activity. Lineage: Eukaryota; Viridiplantae; Streptophyta; Magnoliopsida; Caryophyllales; Amaranthaceae.